AUGACAAGAACAUAUUUAUCUGUAUCACAAAAUGGAAAGAGUCAAAGUUCAAAUAGUUUAAAAACAAGUAAUAAUAGCAACACUUUAAAUAAGAGUAAUACAAGUCAAAGUAGUCAUUGUUUAAAUAAAAGUAGUGAUAGUAAUGCAAGUUCAGGUAGUAGCUCAGCAGGUUCAACUACUACGACAACCACAACUACUACAAAUACUAAUAAUAAUGCCCAACAACAGGCUCAACAACAAGCUCAACAACAAGCUCAACAACAAGCUCAACAACAAGCUCAGCAACAACAACAACAACAACAACAGCAACAACAACCAUCACUUUUUAAUGUUAGUGCUCAUUAUGAUGCAUUAUGCAAUAUGAUUAUUAGACCACCAAGAUAUUAUUAUACUAUAGAUGAUUUAGGUCCUAAAGCAUUUUCACUAGGUCAUCCACUAAGAACUUAUGUUAGAAAUGAUUUCGAAUUAAUUAACCCUAGAGGUCACUCAAUUCAGUGUAGCCAUUUUAAACAAUCAGAAUAUUGGGAAACUGGAGAAAAACAACCAUGUGUAAUUUAUUGUCAUGGUAAUAGUGGAUGUAGACUGGAUGCAAUGGAGUGUGUUAGAACUUUAUUACCAAUGAAUAUUUCAGUAGUAGUAUUUGAUUUUAGUGGUAGUGGAUUAAGUGGUGGUCAAUAUGUAUCUUUAGGUUAUUAUGAAAAGGAUGAUGUAGGUGUAAUUGUAAAGCAUUUAAGAGAGACAGGCAAAAUAUCGACAAUUGGUUUAUGGGGUAGAAGUAUGGGUGCAGUAACAUCAAUUUUAUAUGCAAGAGAAGAUCCUUCAAUUGCAGGCAUGGUAUUAGAUAGUCCAUUUAGUUCAUUAUAUAAAGUCGCAGAGGAAUUAGUUCAUUCCGCUGUUCAAAAACUUCCAAAGCUUAUGAUUUCAUUGGGUUUGAAAAUGGUCAGAAGUUCAAUAAAAAAGAGGGCUCAUUUUGAUAUAAAGGAAUUAGACAUUAUGCCUGUUGCAGAUCAAGUAUUUAUACCUGCUUUAUUUGCUCAUGGUGAGGCUGAUAACUUUGUUAGACCCCAUCACUCCGAACGUUUAUAUGAAAAAUACUCUGGUGAUAAGAAUAGAUUAUUGUUGGCUGGUGGUCAUAAUAGUGAAAGACCUUCUUUCUUUUUCGAAUCUGUUUGUAUAUUCUUUUCAAAUACCCUAAAACCAAAUUUAGAUAGUCAAAUAAGCUCGUUUACUGCUCGUCCAAUAAAUGAUAAUAGUUAUUUAACAGCAUAUGAUAUGUUAAAGCAUCCAGAAAUGAUGUUUGAUGAUUGUUCAGUCGAGGAGCAAAAGAUGAUAUUUGCAUUAUAUCAACAACAACAAAGGAUGAAACAACAUCAAUCACCACCACCACAACCACCACCAUCUACAAAUGACACAAGUAAUUAUUCAACAGCAUCACCAAAAUCAUCAUGCUCAAGUGAUGUUUUAGAACCACCACCAAAUAUUUCACCUGAAAAAAUUGAGCUUCAUAAUCAACAUAAAAGAAAUAUUCAUAAUAGUUUAACAUCAUCAUCAGAAUAUUGUCAACCACUAUCACCACCUUUAAAUGAAAGUUUAAAUAAUAACAGUAAUAAUAAUAAUAAUCAUAAUCAUAGUCAUAAUAAUAAUACAUCUAAUAGUUUUGACAAUAGUAGUAGUAAUAGUAGUGGCAGUAAUGGCACUAGUAAUAAUACUAUUAAUGUUGACAAUUUAAAUAAUACCAGUGAUUUAUAUACCAAUACAAAUAAUUAUACAACUACAAUAGCAAAUAGUAAUACCAAUUAA
Molecule: messenger RNA, 1800 nt
Organism: Dictyostelium purpureum
Lineage: Eukaryota; Evosea; Eumycetozoa; Dictyosteliales; Dictyosteliaceae
Exons: 3
Coding region: 1-1800 (599 amino acids)
Source: RefSeq, a predicted model, not a curated record